GUCGCGCGUACUGUCGAACCAGGAGUUAGAGAAAAGCCACUUCUCCCAGGGUUGUCAGCAUUCUUUCUCUCGCCAGGCGAGACACUUCGUCAUCCCCUACGCCCAGAGACCAAAGAGGCUUGGGGAGCCUCAGAUGCAGAGGGUCCCUCCCUUAACACCGUCAGUGCAUCCUCGACGUCCAUCGGCAGCCUCACCGAUGACACGGGCUACCAAGAGAGCCAGGACCUGACCAGUGAAGAAGAUGCCAGCUUCGCUCAGUCCAAGAGGCAGAAGCGGACCAAGGUGGCCACUGUCCGGAUGAGAAGUAAGGGGAGGGAGGAAGAUCAGGACAAGGAGGAUGAGGAGGAUGAGGCAGAGGCCCCCCGGACCUCUUUGCCGUCCCCUAGGAGACGGAAGCAACGCCCACCUUCAAGGACCGGCCCGCCGAGGCCGAGGGAGCGUGACAGCAUCUUGGAAAGCAGCUUCAGCGCGCUCGCCCCCAACACCAAGUCAUCCCACUGGAGUUUGGCCCUGUUCUGUCAGUACUUAUGUAGCUGCUGCCACGGGAGGCAGAAUUCAGUGGAGGAAAACAAAGCGGUGGACCCCCUAGGAAGGAGGGACCCAGAUGAGAAGGGCCCUGUCACAGGCUCCAUCACCGAGCAAGGGGCCUCUGGGGCAACCCCGAGCGGAGCUCUGGGCAGAAGCGAGAACAGAGAGUGUGAUCGUUCAGCUUGUAAAUAAAGCAAAUUUUAUU
Pteropus alecto (black flying fox) is the source of this 733-nucleotide messenger RNA. RefSeq lists its product as uncharacterized. The coding region runs from base 298 to 720 and encodes 140 amino acids. NCBI's taxonomy places the organism in Eukaryota, Metazoa, Chordata, Mammalia, Chiroptera, Pteropodidae. The transcript is spliced from 3 exons. The record is from RefSeq and is a predicted model, not a curated record.